This is a messenger RNA of Ictalurus furcatus (blue catfish), 3795 nucleotides long. RefSeq names its product Yes-related kinase (gene yrk). NCBI's taxonomy places the organism in Eukaryota, Metazoa, Chordata, Actinopteri, Siluriformes, Ictaluridae. The record is from RefSeq and is a predicted model, not a curated record. Gene Ontology annotation, cellular component: extrinsic component of cytoplasmic side of plasma membrane. Gene Ontology annotation, biological process: cell differentiation; integrin-mediated signaling pathway; cell surface receptor protein tyrosine kinase signaling pathway. The transcript has 13 exons. The coding region runs from base 256 to 1881 and encodes 541 amino acids. Gene Ontology annotation, molecular function: signaling receptor binding; non-membrane spanning protein tyrosine kinase activity; ATP binding.
GACCGGAGCGCGCGCAGACUUCAGCCCUUCCGGACACAGCUAGAGCGCGUCUGCGUUCAGAGCCGGCGACUUUUCUUAAGUCGAAAAGCGGAAUAGUGAAUUAACGCCUCUUCUGUGCCUCGGGGUCAGGAAGUUGGUUCAGGGAGAUGGUGUGGAUGAACAGAUGAUUUGAGAAUCUGGUCUGUGUUCUUGUCUCUUGGGCAGAAGCUCUGUUUCCAGGGUGAUGAGCGAUAUUCUGUGAAAAUCAAGAUUAGUAUGGGCUGUGCUUGCUGUAAGCAGAGGAAGGCCACCAAAGUGGCCAAUGUGUCAUAUGGUGACACAUGUGACGCAGGGGGUGGGGUUCAAGCGCUGGACAGCUCGCGUUACAUUGCAGACCCCACACAGAACUCAGGGGCCGGCCUCAUCCCAAACUUCAACGAUUUCCCCAGCACAAUCUCUAGCUCUAGUGCAUUUCCUGCAUCCAGCUUCCCCUCCAACCCUAGCCAAGCACGGUCUACUGCCAUCACAGGAGGAGGGGUGACACUGUUUAUAGCGCUAUAUGAGUAUGAUGCCCGGACAGAAGAUGACCUGAGCUUCCAGAAGGGGGAAAAGUUCCACAUUAUCAAUAACACCGAAGGUGAUUGGUGGGAAGCACGCUCUCUGGACACUGGAAAGUCUGGAUACAUUCCCAGUAACUAUGUGGCCCCUGUGGAUUCAAUACAGGCUGAGGAAUGGUAUUUUGGGAAAAUGGGCCGUAAGGAUGCAGAACGGCAGCUCCUGGGCCAGACCAGCCCUAGAGGGACCUUCUUAAUAAGAGAGAGUGAGACUACUAAAGGAGCAUACUCUCUGUCUAUCAGAGACUGGGAUGAGGCGAAGGGCGACCAUGUAAAGCAUUAUAAGAUCAGGAAGCUUGAUAAUGGUGGAUAUUACAUCACAACCCGCAGCCAGUUUGAAACUGUUCAGCAACUGGUGCAACAUUAUUCAGAUCGUGCAGCAGGGCUUUGCUGCCGUUUGAUGGGCAGCUGUAGGCGGGGUAUGCCUAAAUUAGCUGACCUGUCAGUGAAGACUAAGGAUGUUUGGGAGAUACCGAGGGAGUCACUUCAGCUAAUUAAGAAACUGGGCAACGGUCAAUUUGGUGAAGUGUGGAUGGGGAUGUGGAAUGGCACUACUAAAGUGGCAGUGAAGACUCUGAAGCCAGGCACUAUGUCUCCAGAGGCCUUCCUAGAUGAGGCCCAGAUCAUGAAGAGACUACGCCAUGACAAACUGGUGCAGCUGUAUGCUGUGGUGUCAGAAGAACCAAUCUACAUCAUCACAGAGUUCAUGAGUCAAGGAAGCCUGUUAGACUUUCUCAAAGAUGGAGAAGGCAGAAAUCUGAAGCUGCCUCAACUUGUGGACAUGGCUGCACAGAUUGCAGCUGGGAUGGCGUACAUUGAGAGGAUGAACUACAUCCACAGAGACCUGAGAGCAGCCAACAUCCUGGUGGGAGAGAGCUUGGUCUGUAAGAUUGCCGACUUUGGGCUAGCCAGACUCAUCGAAGACAAUGAAUACACCGCCAGACAAGGAGCAAAAUUUCCCAUAAAGUGGACCGCCCCAGAGGCAGCUCUCUAUGGCAAAUUUACCAUCAAAUCAGAUGUGUGGUCAUUUGGCAUCCUACUGACUGAACUCAUUACAAAAGGCAGAGUGCCAUACCCAGGGAUGAAUAACAGGGAGGUACUGGAGCAAGUGGAGCGCGGUUAUCGUAUGCCAUGUCCACAGGGCUGUCCAGCCUCUCUGCACGAGUUAAUGUUGCAGUGUUGGAGGAAGGACGCAGACGAGCGCCACACCUUUGAGUACCUGCAGGGCUUCCUGGAGGACUACUUCACCGCCACUGAACCACAGUACCAGCCGGGAGAGGACCUGUGAUGCAAGCACGUGUAAAGUGAUUUGACUGCUCUUCCAGUGCAUUUAAUGUGUUUUAAAAGGGAUUUCCAAGUGAGGCCCUCAUACUAAGUCUUCAAAUGAAUAUAUGUGGGAUGAUGUGCAAACCUUCUUCCUAAAAAAUCUUUACUUCAAAGUAAAGUAAUUUUAAAGCAAAGAAGCAAUUUCUCCUGAAGUAUUACAUUAAAAGCAAUAACACAUUUAAAAGCAUAUGAAUACUGUGUAAGCUGAAUUUGCACAGUGUUACUGUAAUAAGGUUUUCUAUUAGCAAAGAAGUCAGACUGGACUUUUUACAGGACCUUGCACAGUCACAAGUAUGUUUUCACCACAGUAGGCCUACAGGCCGGAACAAAUGAACCAUCAGGACAUAUCUUUAUAAUGUUUUUAUAAUUUCUUUAGACUGAUUUUAUUUUUUUUUAUCAGAUAUUUUAUUGCUUUAUCCUUAACCUUCUUAUCUGAAGCUAUAUGAUUUUCAUAGCUUUAACAACAGGGGUAAGCAUAAUCCCUGAAUUAGCACUGCUGUACACUGCUGAAGCUUUGAGGCUGGUCUUGGGUUAGCAUUGACAUGUCGUUAAAGUAUAGUGAUUAUUCAUGUAGGUCAGACACAACAGCCCUAACAUGUGCUUUAAAGGGGAAUUGUAUCUAUCUUUUAUAGUAUUUUAUGUCACAAAAUACCACUGAUUAAAAAAUUAAUAAGUGCCUAACAAACUGGUGCCUUCAAGUAUUGUCAGUGUUUGUUUUGUGUUUUGGAUUUCUCCAGUCUAUAAUUAUUGAUAGAUUAUUCGAGCGUGUUGUGCAUUUUGUAUGCAGUUUCAUUACAACAACCUGCUCAACACGUUUGUGUCUGAAGACUCCAUUUAUCUCUCACACACUCACACAGAGAGAGAGAGAGAGGGAGAGAGAGAGAAACAAUGUUUAAUUAUAAUUUCUCAAGAAUUAUUGCCAUCUCUGGUAAAACAUGGUCACAGGAUGGUUAUGGAAAGUCUUCACCAAACAUUUCACGACAGCAUAUUUGCUUUCUAAUUAUUGGAUUGUCCAGAUCUUACAUAUAUGCCAAACAUCUAAAUUAAAAUAAGACAGAAAAUGCUGCUGUUUAAGAAUUGGCAGUUUCUACCAUUGUUAUGUGCAUAGCAUUACCUAGUUACAUCUCUAAACCAAUGCUAAGAAGAACACUUGGGGAUGUGAUUAACCUGUGCACAAUGAGGAAAAUACUUAAAGUGUAAAAAAAAAUGAUCAGCCAUAGAAAAAACAGGUAUUGCAAUUACUAAAAGUCUAAGAUUCAUUAUAAAAGGACAAUAAAAUAGCUGAUAAGCUGUGAACAGUCUGUCCUGUCACAGAACAACAAAGAAAGAAUCUGGAAAAACAUGACUUUGUUUUGGAACUUUGGUACUGAACUGGUCAGCUGAGAGGAAAACAAACAGUAUAUGAUGAUUUGGCAUAUAGUAGGAUACAUAGUCAUUCAGAUAACAAGCUCGACACGAAUAGCAUUAGGGAUUCUAAUGAGUCUCAGUACAUUAUAUAGCAAAACAAAUAAAAAUACAAACACAGAAUCUUCUAGUAAGUAAAUGAUUCAAUGUAUCACUCCAGAUCCAUACAAAAUGCCUCGCAUACCAAAGAAACGGUCAUGUUUGGGUACUAAACUCAACUCAACUGAAAACACCUGGAGAAUACAGAAAACUCAGUACCCUUCCUAAAUGUCUAAAUUCAAUAUUCUUUUUCCAUAUGAUCAAUUAUUUACAUCUUUACACAAUCGUACUGCAUGAAAUGAAUGAAUGAAUGAAUGAAAGUAAAAACUGAAUUAAUAUUAAACAUUUGAUAAGAUAUGAAAGUGUGUGCACAACACCUGCAUUUGUUAAAGCUGUUUGCUUGAAAUAAACUUUCUUACAAAUACUGCAAAAA